Molecule: messenger RNA, 24742 nt
Organism: Acinonyx jubatus (cheetah)
Lineage: Eukaryota; Metazoa; Chordata; Mammalia; Carnivora; Felidae
Gene: DST
Product: dystonin
Exons: 96
Coding region: 574-23730 (7718 amino acids)
Biological process (GO): skin development; cell-cell adhesion; cytoplasmic microtubule organization
Cellular component (GO): cytoskeleton; keratin filament; hemidesmosome
Molecular function (GO): keratin filament binding; structural molecule activity; microtubule binding
Source: RefSeq, a predicted model, not a curated record
UAGAUUUUUGAGCCUUUUUUUUUUUUUGGCAAGUACCAAAAUUAGUUGUUUUUUCUUAAGAAAAAAAUUAUAUGGUAGAGACUCUCUGAAACUAAAUUUGAAAGACAUUUUGUUAAAUUACUCCUGUAUUUGCUUUUUGUUUGCUCUCAGAUUUGUUGAACCACCAGUAGUUUCAAAGGUUAAUGCAAACUUUGGUAGUGUAACUGCAUUUCUGAAAAUCGAAAGUUAGAGUGAGGGUCAGAGUCUUCUCGUGUGAUAAAGCUGAGGUUUGCCUUGAAAGCUCAGCAGCGUUGUAAUUUUACCGUGAACACUAAUGUUUGUCUAAAAGGAUUGGUGGCCAGAAAUAAGCCACGGUGUCUAAUGAGACACAGGGACCCAGCUGGGCAAGAUGCCAUGGCAUUUCUUGCGUGUGUUUUUCUCAUAAGCAAAAUGGCUUCAUGCUGAAGAGGAUGGUCACAAAGUCUGAGGAAUUAGAGGUCAGAGUGGGACUUUCAGACUUAAUGCGGAAGAUCGAGGUAAGCCCUGGAUUUUGAAAUGAGUGAAUCUGUGGAACUGUGAUUUCCUGCAAAUCAAAUGGGGAAUGUCUGCAGAUGUGUAAGAACUGAGAAAGAAGAACAGUAUUUAGAUCCUGCCAAAACUCCUUUGAGCCCUGAAAAAUACUCUCCCAGAAGAAAAUAUUUCAGGAGAAAACCGGUCAAGACAACUCUGGGUGACACAGACUCAGUAGAGCCAAGCCAGGACAAUGAAGACAAGAGGGAGAGCAGCGUUCAGCUCUCAAGAGAACAGCCUGCUUUUUCACUCAGGGGACUGGUGCGGGAGGGAUCUGCCGCCCCAAACCUCAAACCGGAAAGUGGUAUUCGGCAAGAGGGGACAGAAGUUGUAGUUGAUGAUAAACAGAAACUUGUGCCGAGUACUGUGAGCAUUCGGUCUUACCAUGUGGACACCUCUCCUGCUGAUGACAGUGAAACAGAAGUAAAAGUUAGUGAUCUGGACGAAAGGAUUCCAGAAAAGAACAGCACUCCAUAUUGUGCAAAGAGGAAGGAACAUUUAGAUGCUGUCAACAGGAGAGAAAUAACAUUCCAAAGGAAAACUGAGGUUUUCUCUUUACGAAAGGCAGCCAGCUUAAGUUCCAUUCACUAUGGUACAGAGAGAUCUUCUGAAAAAAGUGGGCUUUCUGAAGACCCAUCAAAAAAUUAUAGCAGUGUUCAAGAAAAGCAUAACACUGAGAGAUUCUGCCCUUGUGAAAUAAACAAUUUUCACUUUGAAAAAAAGAGAUGUCAUUCCCUCUGUACUAUUGGGUUCUCUGCUUCCAAGGGCAGAGAUGGAAAUGAGAUAUCUGAUAUCCAUGUUACUGGAGAGUCAGAGGAUAUGUCUGCGAAGGAGAGAUUGCUACUGUGGACACAGCAGGCAACAGAGGGUUAUGCUGGAAUACGGUGUGAAAAUUUCACUACCUGCUGGAGAGAUGGAAAACUAUUUAAUGCCAUCAUUCAUAAAUACAGGCCGGACCUGAUAGACAUGAAUACUGUUGCUGUUCAAAGCAACCUUGCAAAUUUAGAGCACGCUUUUUAUGUAGCAGAAAAAAUUGGAGUUAUAAGACUUCUGGAUCCUGAAGAUGUUGAUGUCUCCUCACCUGAUGAAAAAUCAGUAAUAACUUAUGUGUCAUCUCUCUAUGAUGCAUUUCCCAAAGUCCCUGAAGGUGGCGAAGGCAUUGGUGCAAAUGAUGUUGAAGUCAAAUGGAUCGAAUACCAGAAUAUGGUGAACUACCUCAUUCAGUGGAUUAGACACCAUGUGACCACAAUGUCUGAGAGGACAUUUCCUAAUAAUCCCGUAGAACUCAAGGCACUUUAUAAUCAGUAUUUACAGUUUAAAGAAACAGAAAUUCCACCAAAGGAGACAGAAAAAUCAAAAAUUAAACGCCUAUAUAAAUUAUUAGAGAUCUGGAUAGAAUUUGGACGCAUCAAACUACUUCAAGGUUAUCAUCCAAAUGACAUAGAAAAAGAGUGGGGGAAACUCAUUAUUGCCAUGCUCGAGAGAGAGAAGGCACUUCGACCAGAAGUAGAAAGGUUGGAAAUGUUGCAGCAGAUUGCCAACCGAGUUCAAAGGGACAGUGUCAUCUGUGAAGACAAACUGAUACUUGCCCGAAAUGCUCUCCAGUCUGAUUCUAAAAGAUUAGAAUCAGGAGUACAGUUUCAGAAUGAAGCAGAAAUUGCCGGGUAUAUACUUGAAUGUGAGAACCUUUUACGCCAGCAUGUAAUCGAUGUACAGAUUCUUAUUGAUGGAAAAUACUACCAGGCAGAUCAGUUGGUACAGAGGGUUGCAAAACUCCGCGAUGAAAUUAUGGCCUUAAGGAAUGAAUGUUCCUCGGUGUACAGCAAAGGGCGCAUGCUGACGACGGAACAGACAAAACUCAUGAUAUCAGGAAUUACUCAAAGUUUAAACUCAGGAUUUGCACAGACCUUAAACCCCAGUCUGAACUCAGGGCUGACCCAGGGUUUAACGCCUUCCCUGACCCCUUCUAGUGUGACAUCAGGCCUGUCAUCAGGUCUGACUUCCCGUCUGACUCCAUCUGUCACUCCAGCUUAUACACCUGGUUUCCCAUCAGGAGGAUUAGUUCCAAGUUUCAGUUCAGGAGUAGAGGCCAAUUCAUUACAAACUCUGAAAUUGAUGCAGAUCCGAAAGCCCCUUCUAAAGUCUUCUUUGCUGGAUCAGAAUUUAACAGAAGAGGAAAUCAACAUGAAAUUUGUUCAAGAUCUUUUGAAUUGGGUUGAUGAGAUGCAGGUGCAGCUGGACCGCACUGAAUGGGGAUCAGAUUUGCCAAGUGUUGAAAGCCAUUUAGAGAAUCAUAAAAACGUUCACCGAGCUAUUGAAGAAUUUGAAUCUAGCCUUAAAGAAGCUAAAAUCAGUGAGAUCCAAAUGACGGCACCUCUUAAACUAACUUAUGCAGAAAAGUUACACCGAUUAGAGAGUCAGUAUGCAAAACUCCUGAAUACAUCCAGGAAUCAGGAACGGCACCUUGAUACACUCCAUAAUUUUGUAACUCGUGCAACUAAUGAACUUAUUUGGUUGAAUGAAAAAGAAGAGGAGGAAGUUGCCUAUGACUGGAGUGAAAGAAAUAACAACAUAGCUCGGAAAAAAGAUUACCAUGCUGAAUUAAUGAGAGAACUUGAUCAAAAGGAAGAAAAUAUUAAAUCAGUUCAGGAGAUAGCAGAGCAGCUACUUUCGGAAAAUCACCCAGCCAGACUGACAAUUGAGGCCUAUCGAGCGGCAAUGCAGACACAAUGGAGCUGGGUCUUACAGCUGUGCCAGUGUGUGGAGCAGCACAUCAAGGAAAACACCGCGUAUUUCGAGUUUUUCAAUGAUGCCAAAGAAGCUACUGAUUACUUGAAGAAUCUCAAGGACGCCAUUCAGCGGAAGUACAGCUGUGACAGAUCAAGCAGCAUUCACAAACUGGAAGACCUGGUUCAGGAGUCAAUGGAAGAGAAAGAAGAACUUUUACAGUAUAAAAGCACAGUAGCAAGCCUGAUGGGGAGAGCAAAAACAAUAAUUCAGCUGAAGCCGAGGAAUCCUGACUGUCCACUCAAAACUUCUAUUCCAAUCAAAGCUAUCUGUGACUACAGACAAAUUGAGAUAACCAUUUACAAAGAUGAUGAAUGUGUUUUGGCCAACAAUUCUCACCGUGCGAAAUGGAAGGUCAUCAGCCCCACUGGGAAUGAGGCUAUGGUCCCGUCUGUGUGCUUCACAGUCCCUCCACCAAACAAAGAAGCAGUUGACUUUGCAAACAGAAUUGAGCAACAGUAUCAGAACGUCCUGACUCUUUGGCAUGAGUCUCACAUAAACAUGAAGAGUGUAGUGUCCUGGCAUUAUCUCAUCAAUGAAAUUGAUAGAAUUCGAGCUAGCAAUGUGGCUUCAAUAAAGACAAUGUUACCUGGUGAACAUCAACAAGUUCUGAGUAACCUGCAGUCUCGUUUUGAAGACUUUCUGGAAGAUAGCCAGGAAUCCCAAAUAUUUUCAGGCUCAGAUAUAACGCAACUGGAAAAGGAGGUUAAUGUAUGUAAGCAGUAUUAUCAAGAACUUCUUAAAUCAGCAGAAAGAGAGGAGCAAGAGGAAUCUGUGUAUAACCUGUACAUCUCUGAAGUUCGAAACAUUAGACUUCGGUUAGAGAGUUGCGAAGAUCGGUUGAUUAGACAGAUCCGCACUCCACUGGAAAGAGAUGAUUUGCAUGAAAGUGUGUUCAGAAUCACUGAGCAGGAGAAACUAAAGAAAGAGCUGGAGCGACUUAAAGAUGAUUUGGGAACAAUCACAAAUAAAUGUGAAGAAUUUUUCAGUCAAGCAGCAACCUCUGCAUCAGUGCCCACCUUACGGUCUGAGCUCGGUGUAGUCAUUCAGAACAUGAACCAAGUCUAUUCUAUGUCUUCCACUUACAUAGAUAAACUGAAAACUGUUAAUUUGGUGUUGAAAAACACUCAAGCAGCAGAAGCCCUGGUAAAACUCUAUGAAACUAAACUGUGUGAAGAGGAAGCAGUUAUAGCUGACAAGAAUAAUAUUGAGAAUCUAAUAAGUACCUUAAAGCAAUGGAGGUCUGAAGUAGAUGAAAAGAGAGAGGUAUUCCAUGCAUUAGAGGAUGAGUUGCAGAAAGCUAAAGCCAUCAGUGAUGAAAUGUUUAAAACCUAUAAAGAACGGGACCUUGAUUUUGACUGGCACAAAGAAAAAGCAGAUCAAUUAGUUGAAAGGUGGCAAAAUAUUCACGUUCAGAUUGACAACAGGUUACGGGACUUAGAAGGCAUUGGCAAAUCCCUGAAGUACUAUAGAGAUACUUAUCACCCUUUAGAUGAUUGGAUCCAGCAAGUUGAAACUACCCAGAGAAAAAUUCAGGAAAAUCAGCCUGAAAAUAGUAAAACUCUAGCCACACAGUUGAAUCAACAGAAGAUGCUGGUGUCCGAAAUAGAAAUGAAACAGAGCAAAAUGGAUGAGUGUCAAAAAUAUGCAGAACAGUACUCAACUACAGUGAAGGACUAUGAAUUACAAACAAUGACCUACCGGGCCAUGGUAGAUUCACAACAAAAAUCUCCAGUGAAACGCCGAAGAAUGCAGAGCUCAGCAGAUCUUAUUAUUCAAGAGUUCAUGGACCUAAGGACCCGAUAUACUGCUCUGGUCACCCUCAUGACACAAUAUAUUAAAUUUGCUGGUGAUUCAUUAAAGAGGCUGGAAGAGGAGGAGAAGUCACUGGAAGAAGAAAAGAAAGAACAUGUUGAAAAAGCCAAAGAAUUACAGAAAUGGGUAUCAAAUAUCACCAAGACAUUGAGAGAUGACGAGAAGGCUGGAAAAUCUCCCUUCUCUAAGCAAAAGAUUUCCAGUGAAGAAAUAUCAACUAAGAAGGAACAAUUAUCUGAAGCACUUCAAACCAUGCAGCUGUUUUUGGCAAAACAUGGAGACAAAAUGCCAGAUGAAGAAAGAAAUGAAUUGGAAAAACAAGUGAAAUCUCUUCAAGAAAGUUAUAAUUCAUUCUUCAGUGAAUCUCUGAAACAACUACAAGAACCACAAACCUUAGGAGAUACAAAGGUAGAGGAGAAGCUGGCUAAAGUGAUUGCAGGCACCAUUGAUGAGACAACUGGAGAAGUCCUGUCAGUCUUUCAGGCAGUUUUAAGAGGCCUUAUUGACUAUGACACAGGAAUCAGGUUGCUUGAGACACAGCUGAUGAUUUCUGGUCUGAUUUCACCAGAAUUAAGAAAAUGCUUUGACCUCCAAGAUGCCGAAAGUCAUGGCCUUAUUGAUGAACAAGUUUUAUGCCAACUCAAAGAACUAAAUCAAGCAAAGGAGAUCAUUUCCACCAUGUCAUCUACCACAAUUCCAGUGCUGGAAGCUUUGGCUCAAGGCAUGAUAUCAGAAUCUAUGGCCAUCAGAGUGCUUGAGAUACUACUUUCCACUGGCUUUCUAGUUAUUCCAGCCACCGGAGAACAGCUGACCCUACAGAAGGCUUUCCAACAGAACUUGGUUUCUUCAGCAUUAUUUUCUAAAGUCCUGGAGAGGCAAAAUAUGUGUAAGGAUCUUAUUGACCCCUGCACCGCUGAGAAGGUGUCUUUAGUAGAUAUUAUACAGAGAAGUAUUUUACAGGAAAACACUGGGAUGCGGCUUCUACCUGUGAGACCACAAGAAGGAGGUAGAAUAACAUUAAAAUGUGGAAGAAACAUAAGCAUUUUAAGGGCGGCUCAUGAAGGUCUCAUAGACCGGGAAACCAUGUUUAGGUUAUUAGGCGCACAGCUGCUUUCUGGAGGUCUGAUCAAUUGCAAUUCUGGUCAGAGAAUGACUGUUGAAGAAGCUUUGAUGGAAGGGGUGAUUGACAGAGACACGGCUAACAGUAUUCUCACAUAUCAGGUUCAAACAGGUGGAAUCAUCCACUCAAAUCCUGCUAAACGUUUAACCGUGGAUGAAGCGGUCCAGUGUGAUCUCAUAACUUCGAGCAGUGCUCUUUUGGUACUAGAGGCUCAGCGAGGCUAUGUGGGACUCAUCUGGCCUCACUCUGGUGAAAUAUUUCCUACAUCUUCUUCCUUGCAGCAAGAAUUGAUUACAAAUGAAUUGGCAUACAAAAUCCUGAAUGGCAGGCAGAAAAUAGCUGCUCUUUAUAUUCCAGAAACUUCUCAAGUCAUUGGUUUGGAUGUUGCUAAGCAGCUGGGAAUUAUAGAUAAUAACACGGCAUCGAUUUUAAAAAGUAUAAUACUGCCUGAUAAAAUGCCAGAUUUGGGAGAUUUAGAAGCUUGUAAAAAUGCCAGAAGAUGGCUCUCUUUUUGUAAAUUCCAACCAUCCACAGUCCAUGAUUACAGGCAAGAAGAGGAUGUUUUUGAUGGAGAAGAGCCAGUGGCAACUCAGAACUCGGAACAAACUAAAAAAUUAUUCCUGUCUUAUUUGAUGAUAAAUAGCUAUAUGGAUGCAAACACAGGGCAGAGGCUUUUGUUAUACGAUGGAGACUUGAAUGAAGCUGUUGGUAUGCUACUGGAAGGCUCUAGUGCCGAGUUUGAGGACACACCCGUAAAAGAAUGUCUUGAUGUCUUAGGACUCCCUGGUGUAUUUCUGAAUAAUGCUCCAAGUAAAGGAAGGGAUGACAGUGUAGCUUCACUGACUAGUUUUGAUAAAUGUUAUUGCAGAGAACCUAAGUGUAAAGAAAUCCCUGAGGAGAGAAAGAAUGCCGUAGAUGAAGAGUUUAAUGAAAUGGGAAAUAACAUUACCAGUAGUGAAUUUCAUCAGUCAGAAAACCUGGCAAAUAUAAUAGCAACUGAUCAUAAAGUUAGGAAUUCAUCCAGUGUGCGUGUUCCCAAUUCUGUAUCGUGUUUAACACAGCGUGGACUUGUACCAGUUAGCAUGCUUAGACAAGACUCUGAAAACAAAAACUGUGAAAAUCAAAGUCAAGUUGGAAUAAAUGAAGAUGCAGGUGAAUGUAGUCAUUCUAAACAUACUCAAAACUUUGCAAGUGACUCGAUAACAAAUCCUAUUAUGAAAUCAAAAACUAGUAGAACCAGUGAUUUGAAUGAAAAAGAGAAUGAAGAUAAUAUAAGCAGGGAUUUGACAACCUUUGACUAUUCUCCCAGGCUGAGUGCCUUGCUAAGUCAUGAUAAACUGAGGAAUGAUCAGGAAAGUCUUAAUGAUUUACAUACCACAGAGAGCCAUGGAAACAAAUGUAAAGACUCUACUUUGUCAUUCAGUGACCAAACCAUGUUAUCGGGUCAAAGAAUGGGAGAAAAGUUUCAAGACCAGUUUCUGGGAAUUGCAGCUAUCAAUAUCAGUUUACAGGGAGAACACUGUCAACAAAAUCCUUUAAAUAUAGGUGACAGUGAUCCUCAGGUACCAUCUCACAGUGAUAAAUAUAAUUCAGAUAUUUAUGGUGCGGAUGAAGAACCGCACGCUGCUUCUCAGCAGAAACCUGAAGCCGGGAAAAAUGAGUCCCAAGUGGAAGAGUACUCCUGUGCCACAACUCCACAGGGUGACACUGAUAAUGCCAACCCAUCUCAUAUCUGUGGUACGUCGCUGCUUGAAGAAACUGUCUGCGCCGGUGACUAUGAGACGUCACUGCUGGAUGAUCAGCACAGUGUGACAGAAACAGACACAGAUAGUGAUGAUGAUUUUUAUGAUACCCCCUUGUUUGAAGACGACGACCAUGAUUCUCUGCUUCUUGAAGGUGAUGAUUGUGAUUGUCUACAGCCUGAGGACUAUGCCACACUGCAAGAGGAAAAUGAUGGGGCUGCUCCUCCUGGUGAUGUUUUUUAUGAUGUUUCAAAAGAGAUUGAAAAUUCUGUGGUGACCCAGGGAGCACUGGUUGAUAGCUUAAGUGUGAGGGAGGACACACGGUCUCCUCAGGGUUUUCUCACAGGUACUGAGAAAGCUGAAUUCAAUUCUGGUGAAAGAGUACGCUCAAAUUCAGCUGACUCAGACAAGGACAAUGGACAGUUGCUGGAAACUGUAUCAGAAAGUGAAAGCGCAGACAGCCUUGAAGGUGAUGAGUGUGACUCAUUGGCUGAUUAUGAAAUUGUAGAGGGAAAAAAGAGCUUCAGUGCUUCUCCAACAUUUGAUGACACUGGGUGUUGGAGGAGACAAGAAGAACAUAUAGCUGAACAAGAAUUUAAAUCUGAUACUGAGCAUUUAGAUUCUGUGCAAAGUGAAGACAGUUAUGGGUAUUAUGUAUGUGACAGUAAUGAUCAGGAUGAUGAUGACAAUUCUGAUGAUGAUGAUGGUGACAGUGAAGAAGGAGUAGAAGGUGAAAAUGGAAAGCCCCCAUACCAAGAUGAGGGUAUGAAUAGCCAGCUGCGUGCCACCACAGUAAGUGAAAAGGAAAACGGCCGUGAAAAUCAAAGUGUUACUAAAGUAAUUCUCCCCGAUAAAGCGCACAACUACAGUUGUUCAGAAAAACAGCAAAGUGUAAAUGUUUUACAAUUAGAAUCAACUAGUAAAAAUAGCUUAGUUACUGAAAGAAGCAACCUUCCAGAAUGUGCACCCGAGGCUGUUGGAAAAAGCAAAGAAGACCUGUUGAAUCAUGACAUGGCUCUUAAGGAUAUAUUGCUGACUGUCACUAAAGACACUGAAUCAGAAAACACCUCUGGCUCUGUAGGUGUUUUAAAUAAUACUAAUACCUGUUCGACUUCUGAAGUAGAUAAGGAUCCCAUGAAUGUAAAGUUUCAGUUGAUUCAAGAGCCAGAGUCUACUGACACUGUGAAAGGUGGAGAUCAGUAUUUUGAGAAUGUGACAGUUCAAGACUCCUCUCCUUUUGAUAAAAUCAUUUGUCCUGAGCCUGAUUUAACAGGAAAACCUGCUGAGGAAAGCCAUUUGUCAUCCGUAGCCUGUGUAAGUGCCAAAGAUCAUCAAGUACCUGAAAGAGGCCUAGUUAAAAAGAACAGUGACCAAAAUGGUAUACUAAUAGAAGAUGAAACAUAUGUUCAUAAAAUGUGCUCAGGUAAAGGAGAUGUGCUUAGAGAAGGGCUAGAAGAAGAGAGUAGGUCUCUCAGACCUCUGCCUGGUGAAAGUACAAGGAAGAAUCUUGAUUUAGUGAAUGAUCAAUUUCCAUUUCCACCAGUCACAGAUAGUGAAGAACAUAAUGUGAAAGGAAGCCUGAAAAAAACAACUGUAACUCUUGCAGAUGAACCACAGAAUCUACAAACAGUGGUCAGCAAAAGUCCUGUUCAGUUUGAGAAUCUUGAAGAGAUAUUUGAAUCCUCAAUUUCCAAAGUGAUCAGUGAUGACAUUCUUUCAGACAUUCCAUUGUCUGAAGGGAAUACAGAUACUGAGAAAGAUUCAUUCACUGAUGGACCUGACAAAGAAUCUGACCUGUUCACGUAUUUAAAACAUUGUGCCAAAGAUGUAAAAGCAAAAGAUGUAUUGAAACCAAAUGGAGAUAUACCAAGCUGUGUUCUAAUGGCUUCCCCUGCUGUGAAAGAAGACACACAGUUCGGAAUAAAUAAUGCAAAAGAGAAGACAGCUCUUACCCAGGAAGUCUCACCUCUAAAUGAGACGGCCCAACAGAAUGAUCUUUGUAGUAACAAAAGUGCCUCAGAAGGGGGAACAGAAGUUGGUCACUUCACACCAGAAAGGAAUGAAAGCACACUUUCAGUCUUUCCUCUUAAAAACGUGGAAGACUUUGGGGAAAAUACUGAUUUUGUGUCACCAGAACUCUGCACAAAUGUGAUAAGAAAUGAUAACUCCAGUAACCCUUUAAGCACGGACUACUUAUUUUCAGAAAUUCACGGUAAGAUGGAAGCAAUUGAGCAACAGCAGCAAAAAGAACAAGCUUUGUCUCUAGGACUCCAAGAAAAGGAGGUUCACAUUCCUGAGUCAUCUCAAGUAUUUGUUGAGGGUGUAGAAAGUAGAUUGGAAGAAGGUCCUAUGAAUCCUCAAGAAGUUGGAGAAUCUCCAGUCUGUUCAGACACUGAAAUUUUAAUUCAAAGCUUAAUUAAAAGGGUAAAUACAUUACAGUUGGCAAAAGAAGCAUCUAGUGUGCCCAGUGAUUCUAAAAUUGGUGACUGUUCUAGAGUUUCCCCCAUGAAUAACUCACCAGAACUAAAAGCAGAGAGUAGAGAUGAUCCAUUCUGUAUUGCCAAUCUUAAGUCUGAGUUUCUCCUUAAUAUACUUAAGCAGAAUGAGUAUAGCCAGAAAAUUACUGGAGCAUUUGAAUUGAUGAAAGAAUUAACCCAGAUGGAGUAUGAGCUCGAGAAAAGAGGUAUUACAUCCAAAGUACUUCCAUUGCAACUUGAAAAUAUUUUCUAUAAGCUGCUCGCUGACACAUAUUCAGAGAAAGUAGAACAGGUCAGAGACCUGAAUCAAAAAUCAUCCACUGCUUCUGAGGUUGUGGAUGAAAAGUCAUACAUUCUUGAUGAUCUUAAAGGUGAAGAAGGAAACCACUGUUCCCGUAAUUUACAAAACCUAAAAGAUACCGGACUUGAAAACCCGACUGCGUGUGCAUUGGCAUUGCCGAGUGAUGAGAAGCUGGGGGAGCUAUGCAAUGAUAUCCCAGAACAUCUGGAAAGUAUUUCAGGGUCAAAACGAGUGACUUCAGGAGAUAGCUCAAUGGAACAAUUUUCCAGUGAGUUACAGCAGUGUUUACAGCACACAUCAAAAAUGCACGAGUAUUUGGCUUUACUUCAAGAUAUGAAGCCCCCAUUAGACAACCAGGAGUCUCUGGAUAAUAAUCUGGAAACAUUGAGGAACCAACUUAAACAGUUAGAGACAUUUGAAUUGGGAUUGGCUCCAAUUGCUGUUAUUUUAAGAAAAGACAUGAAGUUGGCAGAAGAGUUUUUAAACUCCCUUCCCAGUGACUUCCCCAGAGAACAGCUUGAGGAAUUGAGUCUAGGCCACCAAAGUUUGCAGACUGCUUUCUCUUCCCUCAGCAGUGUGUCUUCAGAAAGGAUGAAAUGCGUCACGCUCGCGAUUGACUCUGAAAUGUCUAAACUAGCAGUUUCCCAUGAAGAGUUUCUGCAGAAACUUGAGUUGUUCUCACAUUGGAUAUCAGAGAAGAACAAAUCUGUGAAGGAUAUUGAGAUUGUGAAUGUUCAAGAUACUGAACAUGUGAAGAAAAGUUUGCAACUUCUCAAGAAUGUGUUAAAAGACCUUGGACCUACCAAAGUGCAGCUGGAGACCACGGCUUUUGAUGUACAGUUCUUCAUUUCGGAAUAUGCACAAGACCUGUCUCCCAACCAAAGCAAACAACUGCUGAGGCUGUUAAAUACAACUCAGAAGUGUUUUCUUGAUGUACAGGAAUCAGUAACUACCCAGGUGGAACAUUUAGAGACUCAGUUACAGCUAGAACAAGAUCUUGAUGAUCAGAAGAUCGUGGCAGAGCGUCAGCAGGAGUACAAAGAGAAACUCCAAGGGAUAUGUGAUCUCCUCACCCAAACUGAAAACCGCCUGAUCGGUCACCAAGAAGCCUUUGUGAUUGGAGAUGGAACGGUCGAGUUGAAGGAGUACCAGUCCAAGCAGGAGGAAUUACAGAAAGAUAUGCAAGGAAGUGCACAGGCUUUGGCAGAAAUAGUGAAAAAUACAGAGAACUUCUUGAAAGAGAAUGGUGAAAAGCUGUCACAAGAAGAUAAGGCUUUGAUUGAGCAGAAACUUAAUGAAGCCAAGUUAAAGUGUGAACAGCUUAAUCUAAAGGCAGAACAGUCAAAAAAGGAGCUGGAUAAAGUUGUGACAACAGCAAUCAAAGAAGAAACUGAAAAGGUUGCAGCUGUGAAGCAGCUGGAAGAGAGCAAAACCAAAAUAGAAAACCUUUUGGACUGGCUGUCAAAUGUGGACAAAGAUUCAGAAAGGGCAGGGAUGAGACAGAGACAGGUAAUUGAACAGAACGGGACUCAUUUUCAAGAAGGUGAUGGCAAGUCAGUGAUUGGAGAAGAGGAUGAAGUUAAUGGUAACUUGUUGGAAACUGAUGUUGAUGGACAAGUUGGAACCACUGAGGAGAAUCUGAACCAGCAAUACCAGAAAGUUAAGGCCCAACAUGAGAAGAUCGUCUCUCAGCACCAAGCAGUCCUCAUGGCCACUCAGUCUGCACAAACCUUGCUUGAGAAACAGGGUCACUAUCUCUCUCCUGAGGAAAAAGAGAAACUGCAGAAGAACAUGAAGGAACUGAAAACACAUUAUGAGACCGCACUGGCCGAGUCGGAGAAGAAAAUGAAAUUAACGCAUUCUCUGCAGGAAGAAUUAGAAAAGUUCGAUGCAGAUUAUAGCGAGUUUGAACACUGGCUGCAGCAGUCAGAACAAGAACUGGAAAACCUGGAAGCAGGUGCUGACGACCUCAGUGGUUUAAUGACCAAACUGAAACGGCAGAAGAGUUUCUCAGAAGACGUCAUUUCUCACAAAGGGGACUUGAGGUACAUCACAAUUUCUGGAAACAGAGUGUUAGAAGCGGCCAAAUCUUGCAGCAGGAGAAGCGGCAGUAGCAAGGCUGACCAGGACAAUAUCGAUACUUCUGCAACCCACAGAGAAGUCCAGAGCAAAUUGGAUCAUGCUACCGAUCGCUUCAGGUCUCUCUACUCGAAGUGCAAUGUCCUCGGGAAUAAUCUUAAAGACUUGGUGGAUAAAUAUCAACACUAUGAAGAUGCCUCAUGUGGACUUCUUUCUGGGCUCCAGGCCUGUGAGGUCACAGCAAGCAAACACUUAUCUGAACCUAUUGCUGUGGACCCUAAAAAUCUGCAAAGGCAAUUAGAAGAGACCAAGGCUUUGCAAGGGCAGAUAUCCAAUCAGCAGGUGGCUGUAGAGAAACUGAAAAAAACUGCCGAAGUCCUUUUAGAUGCCAGAGGAUCUUUACUUCCAGCCAAGAAUGAUAUCCAGAAAACACUGGAUGACAUUGUUGGGAGAUAUGAUGAUCUGUCCAAGUCUGUUAAUGAACGAAAUGAAAAACUCCAGAUAACCUUGACCCGCUCACUGAGUGUGCAGGAUGGCCUGGAUGAAAUGCUGGACUGGAUGGGAAGUGUGGAAAGUUCUCUGAAAGAACAAGGUCAAGUGCCCUUAAACUCUGCUGCUCUUCAGGAUGUGAUCAGUAAAAACAUUAUGUUGGAACAGGAUAUUGCAGGUCGUCAGAGCAGUAUAAAUGCCAUGAAUGAAAAAGUGAAGAAAUUUAUGGAGACCUCAGACCCAUCCACUGCAUCCUCACUGCAGGCCAAGAUGAAAGACUUGUCUGCUCGAUUUUCAGAAGCUAGUCAUAAACACAAAGAAAAACUGGCCAAGAUGGAGGAGCUCAAAACGAAAGUAGAACUCUUUGAGAACCUCUCAGAAAAGCUCCAAACGUUUUUAGAAACAAAAACUCAGGCUCUUACUGACACAGAUGUGCCAGGAAAAGACGUUGGUGAAUUGUCUCAAUAUAUGCAGGAAUCAACUUCUGAAUUCUUAGAACAUAAGAAAGAUCUUGAAGUUUUACACAGUCUUUUGAAGGAGAUAUCCAGCCAUGGCUUGCCAGGUGAUAAGGCUCUGGUUUUUGAAAAAACAAAUAAUUUGUCAAAGAAAUUCAAGGAAAUGGAGCAUACCAUCAAACAAAAAAAAGAAGCUGUAUCUUCUUGUCAAGAACAGAUGGAUGCUUUCCAAGUCCUUGUUAAGUCAUUGAAGUCAUGGAUAGAAGAAACAACAGAAAGAGUUCCUAUUGUUCAGCCUUCUUUUGGUGCAGAGGAUUUAGGAAAAUCUUUGGAAGAAACUAAGAAAUUACAAGAGAAGUGGAGUUCAAAAACACCAGAGAUUCAGAAAGUAAACAACAGUGGGAUCUCACUAUGUAACCUAAUCAGUGCUGUCACUACCCCUGCAAAGGCAAUAGCAGCGGUUAAAUCAGGUGGAAUAAUAAAUGGUGAAGGAGCAGCCACAGAUACUCAAGAAAUUUUGGCAAAUAAAGGGUUAACAUCCAUUAAAAAGGAUAUGACUGACAUAAGCCAUGGUUAUGAAGAUCUUGGCCUCUUACUUAAGGACAAAAUAUCUGAACUGAAUAGCAAACUCUCCAAAUUGCAAAAGGCUCAGGAAGAAUCAAGUGCAAUGAUGCAGUGGCUACAGAAGAUGAAUAAAACUGCAACCAAAUGGCAUCAGGCACCUACACCUACAGAUGCGGAAGCUGUGAAGACUCAAGUUGAGCAGAACAAGUCAUUUGAGGCAGAACUGAAGCAAAAUGUAAACAAAGUGCAGGAGUUGAAAGACAAAUUGACAGAGCUGUUGGAGGAGAACCCAGAUACUCCUGAGGCCCCCAAAUGGAAACAGAUGUUGACAGAUAUUGAUUCUAAGUGGCAAGAACUCAAUCAAUUAACAGUUGAUAGACAACAAAAACUGGAAGAAUCCUCUAAUAAUCUAACCCAAUUCCAGACUGUAGAGGCUCAGUUAAAACAGUGGCUUGUGGAGAAAGAACUGAUGGUCAGUGUUCUUGGGCCCUUGUCAAUUGACCCAAAUAUGCUAAACACACAAAGGCAGCAGGUGCAGAUCCUGCUGCAAGAAUUUGAUACUCGGAAGCCUCAAUAUGAACAGCUAACUGCAGCUGGUCAGAGCAUUUUGAGCAGACCUGGUGAACACCCCUCUUUCCAUGGGAUUGUGAAAGAGCAACUGGCAGCUGUGACCCAAAAGUGGGACAGCCUAACAGGACAAUUGAGUGACAGAUGUGACUGGAUCGACCAAGCCAUUAUUAAGAGCACACAGUAUCAAAGCCUGCUGAGAAGCCUUUCUGAUAAACUGAGUGACUUGGAUAAUAAACUCAUCACCAGUGCGGCCGUGAGCACGCACCCUGAUGCCAUGAACCAGCAGUUGGAAGCAGCCCAAAAAAUGAAGCAGGAACUGGAGCAGGAAAUGAAACAGAUAAAGGUGGCCCAGGCCCUCUGUGAGGAUUUGUCAGCACUGGUUAAAGAAGAGUACUUGAAAGCAGAACUGAGUAGGCAACUAGAAGGCAUCAUAAAGUCAUUUAAGGAUAUUGAACAAAAAACAGAGAAUCAUGUUGAGCACCUUCAGUCAGCCUGUGCGAGCUCUCACCAAUUUCAGCAAAUGUCUCAAGACUUUCAGGCUUGGCUGGAUACAAAGAAAGAAGAGCAAAACAAGUGUCCCCCCAUAUCAGCCAAACUCGAUGUCUUGGAGUCCUUAAUUAAAGAUCAGAAAGACUUUAGUAAAACUUUGUCUGCUCAGUCUAAUAUUUAUGAAAAAACCAUUGCAGAAGGUGAAAAUCUCUUGUUAAAAACACAAGGGUCUGAGAAGGCAGCCUUACAGUUACAACUUAACUCAAUUAAAACCAACUGGGAUGGAUUUAAUAAACAGGUGAAAGAGCGGGAAGACAGGGUAAAAGAUUCACUGGAAAAAGCCCUCAAGUACAGAGAGCAUGUAGAGACUCUCCGGCCAUGGAUAGACAAAUGUCAAAAUAACCUGGAGGAAAUAAAACUUUGCUUGGAUCCUGCUGAAACAGAGAAUUCUGUUGCCAAGUUACAGUCUCUGCAGAAGGAAAUGAACCAACACUUGGGGAUGGUAGAACUGCUAAACAAUGCAGCCAAUAGCUUGCUCAGUGUCUGUGAGGUAGAUAAAGAGGCUGUUACAGAUGAGAAUAAAUCACUGAUCCAGAAAGUAGACAUGGUCACCGAGCAACUUCACAGUAAGAAGUUCUCUCUGGAGAACAUGGCCCAGAAGUUUAAAGAAUUUCAAGAAGUUUCCAAAGAAGCUAAAAGGCAGCUUCAGUGUGCAAAGGAGCAGCUAGAUGUCUAUGAUUCCUUAGGACCCCAGGCCUACAGUAACAAAUACCUGACUGUGUUGCAGACUCAGCAGAAGACCCUUCAGACCUUGAAACAUCAGGUAGAUUUGGUCAAAGGGCUUGCACAAGACCUUGUGGUAGAAGCUUCAGACUCAAAGGGAACCUCUGAUGUUUUAUUACAAGCAGAAACCUUAGCUCAAGAACAUAGUGCAUUGAGUCAACAGGUUGAUGAAAGGUGUUCAUUCUUAGAAACCAAGCUUCAGGGCAUUGGGCAUUUCCAGAAUACCAUCCGAGAAAUGUUUUCUCAGUUUGCAGAGUUCGAUGAUGAACUAGAUAGUAUGGCCCCAGUGGGGAGAGAUGUAGAAACAUUGCAAAAGCAAAAGGAGGAUAUCAAAGCCUUUCUGAAGAAACUAGAAGCCCUCAUAGCAAGCAACGACAAUGCUAAUAAAACCUGCAAGAGGAUGCUGGCCAUGGAAGAAACCUCUCCUGAUCUUGUUGGAAUCAAAAGGGACUUGGAAGCUUUAAGCAAACAAUGCAACAAGUUACUGGACCGAGCACAAGCCCGAGAAGAGCAAGUUGAAGGGACGGUUGAGCGUCUUGAAGAAUUCUACAGCAAACUGAAGGAAUUCUCUACUCUGCUUCAGAAGGCUGAAGAACAUGAAGAGUCUCAAGGCCCUGUUGGUAUGGAAACAGAGACCAUUAACCAACAGCUUAAUGUGUUCAAGGUAUUCCAAAAAGAAGAGAUUGAACCUUUGCAGGUUCAACAGCAAGAUGUGAACUGGUUAGGUCAGGGCCUUAUUCAGAGUGCUGCUAAAAGCACCAGCACCCAGGGUUUGGAGCAUGACCUGGAUGAUGUCAACGCACGGUGGAAGACUCUCAAUAAGAAGGUAGCUCAGCGGGCAGCCCAGCUGCAGGAGGCACUGCUGCACUGUGGGCGCUUCCAGGACGCCCUGGAGUCCCUGCUCAGCUGGAUGGCAGACACUGAGGAGCUUGUGGCCAACCAGAAGCCCCCAUCAGCCGAGUUCAAAGUGGUGAAGGCCCAGAUACAAGAGCAAAAACUUCUCCAAAGAUUGCUGGAUGACCGCAAAUCGACUGUGGAGGUAAUCAAACGUGAAGGAGAAAAAAUUGCUGCAACAGCAGAACCUGCAGACAAAGCAAAGAUUCUGAAGCAGCUGAGUCUCUUGGACAGUAGAUGGGAGGCAUUGCUUAAUAAAGCUGAAACACGGAAUCGUCAGUUGGAAGGUAUCUCAGUGGUAGCACAGCAAUUUCAUGAAACCCUAGAACCAUUGAAUGAGUGGCUUACAACCAUAGAAAAGAAGCUGGCGAACUGUGAGCCCAUAGGAACCCAAGCGUCUAAACUUGAGGAACAAAUUGCACAGCACAAAGCCUUAGAAGAUGACAUCAUCAAUCACAAUAAACAUUUACACCAGGCUGUUAGCAUUGGCCAAUCCUUAAAGGUUUUGAGCUCCAGGGAGGAUAAAGAUAUGGUGCAAAGUAAACUAGACUCCUCUCAAGUGUGGUACAUUGAGAUUCAAGAGAAAAGUCACAGCAGGUCUGAGCUCCUCCAGCAGGCCUUAUGUAAUGCUAAGAUUUUUGGGGAAGAUGAAGUUGAGCUGAUGAAUUGGCUGAAUGAAGUGCAUGACAAACUGAGCAAGCUCUCAGUCCAGGAUUACAGCCCUGAGGGGUUAUGGAAGCAGCAGUCUGAACUUCGGGUUCUGCAAGAGGACAUCCUACUCAGAAAACAAAAUGUAGAUCAGGCAUUACUAAAUGGUUUAGAACUACUGAAACAAACAACAGGUGAUGAAGUUUUAAUCAUUCAAGAUAAAUUGGAAGCCAUUAAAGCAAGGUACAAAGACAUUACUAAAUUAAGCACGGAUGUAGCCAAGACCUUGGAGCAGGCACUGCAGCUUGCCAGGCGCCUGCACUCCACACGUGAAGAGCUCUGCACCUGGCUGGACAAAGUGGAGGUGGAAUUACUUUCAUACGAAACUCAGGUUCUGACGGGAGAAGCAGCAAGCCAAGCCCAAGCGAGACAAAAAGAACUGAAAAAGGAAGCUAAGGACAGCAAAGCCUUAUUGGACUCCCUUAACGAAGUGAGCAGUGCUUUACUGGAGUUGGUACCCUGGAGGGCGAGGGAAGGACUGGAAAAAAUGGUGGCCGAGGACAAUGACCGCUACCGAUUAGUGAGCGACACCAUCACUCAAAAGGUGGAGGAGAUUGAUGCGGCCAUUCUGAGAUCACAGCAGUUUGACCAAGCAGCUGAUGCUGAAUUAUCCUGGAUUACUGAAACCGAAAAGAAAUUGAUGUCUCUGGGUGACAUCAGGCUUGAGCAAGACCAGACCUCUGCUCAGCUGCAGCUUCAAAAGAAAUUCACCAUGGAGAUUUUGAGACACAAGGAUAUUAUUGAUGAGCUUGUGAAAUCUGGACAUAAAAUCAUGACCACAUGCAGUGAAGAGGAAAAGCAAUCAAUGAAGAAAAAACUGGACAAGGUGUUGAAGAACUAUGAUGCCAUCUGCCAGGUAAACUCAGAGAGGUAUCUACAGCUAGAACGAGCACAGUCCCUGGUUAACCAGUUCUGGGAAACAUAUGAAGAACUUUGGCCAUGGCUGACAGAAACACAAAGAAUCAUCUCUCAGCUUCCUGCUCCAGCCCUCGAAUAUGAAACUCUAAGACAACAGCAGGAAGAGCACCGGCAACUGCGAGAGUUGAUAGCCGAACACAAGCCUCAUAUAGAUAAGAUGAACAAAACUGGGCCACAGUUACUGGAAUUGAGCCCAGGGGAAGGCUUUUCUAUCCAAGAGAAGUACGUGGCAGCUGACACCCUUUACAGUCAAAUUAAAGAAGAUGUCAAAAAGCGAGCCGUGGCAUUGGAUGAAGCUAUUUCUCAAUCUACUCAGUUCCACGACAAGAUAGACCAGAUCCUUGAGAGCCUGGAACGCAUCGUGGAGCGUUUGAGGCAGCCGCCUUCGAUCUCAGCUGAGGUAGAGAAGAUUAAGGAGCAGAUCAGUGAGAAUAAGAAUGUGUCAGUAGACAUGGAGAAGCUACAACCAUUAUAUGAAACACUUAAAAAGCGGGGAGAGGAAAUGAUUGCGAGAUCUGAGGGCACUGACAAAGACAUAUCUGCCAAAGCUGUUCAGGAUAAGCUUGACCAAAUGGUUUUCAUUUGGGAGAACAUACACACACUUGUGGAAGAAAGGGAAGCCAAACUACUGGAUGUAAUGGAAUUAGCAGAGAAGUUCUGGUGUGAUCACAUGUCAUUGGUCGUAACCACUAAAGACACACAAGAUUUCAUCCGGGAUCUGGAGGAUCCUGGAAUUGAUCCCUCGGUAGUAAAACAGCAGCAAGAAGCAGCAGAGGCCAUUAAGGAAGAAAUUGAUGGACUACAGGAAGAGCUGGAUAUAGUUGUCAACCUGGGCUCUGAACUCAUUGCUGCAUGUGGGGAACCUGAUAAACCCAUUGUCAAGAAGAGUAUAGAUGAGUUAAAUUCAGCCUGGGAUUCUCUGAAUAAGGCUUGGAAAGACCGGGUGGACAAACUUGAGGAGGCAAUGCAGGCUGCCGUUCAGUACCAGGAUGGACUACAGACAAUAUUUGACUGGGUAGAUAUUGCAGGUGGUAAAUUAGCUUCAAUGUCACCAAUUGGAACAGAUCUUGAAACUGUCAAGCAGCAGAUUGAAGAGCUAAAGCAAUUCAAGUCAGAGGCCUACCAACAACAGAUAGAAAUGGAGAGGCUAAAUCAUCAAGCAGAGCUUUUGCUGAAGAAAGUAACAGAAGAGAGCGACAAACACACUGUUCAAGACCCAUUGAUGGAACUGAAAUUGAUAUGGGAUAGUCUGGAUGAAAGAAUUAUCAACAGACAGCAUAAGCUAGAAGGUGCUCUGUUAGCACUGGGCCAGUUCCAGCAUGCCCUGGAUGAGCUGCUUGCCUGGCUGACACACACUGAGGGCCUGCUGAGUGAACAGAAGCCUGUGGGAGGAGACCCUAAGGCCAUUGAAAUCGAACUCGCCAAGCACCAUGUGCUUCAAAAUGAUGUACUAGCCCAUCAGUCCACAGUGGAAGCCGUUAACAAAGCAGGAAAUGAUCUGAUUGCAUCAAGUGCAGGAGAAGAAGCAAGCAACCUUCAGAACAAGCUAGAGAUUCUAAAUCAACGAUGGCAAAAUGUUUUGGAAAAAACAGAACAAAGGAAGCAGCAGCUGGAUGGUGCCUUGCGCCAGGCCAAAGGGUUCCAUGGUGAGAUUGAGGAUUUGCAGCAGUGGCUGACGGACACGGAGCGUCAUCUGUUAGCCUCCAAACCUCUGGGGGGGUUACCGGAAACAGCCAGGGAGCAGCUUAAUGCCCACCUGGAAAUCUGUGCUGCCUUUGAUGUUAAAGAAGAAACAUACAAAAGUCUGAUGCAGAAAGGCCAGCAGAUGCUUGCAAGAUGCCCCAAAUCUGCAGAGACAAUUGACCAAGACAUAAAUAACUUGAAAGAAAAAUGGGAAUCGGUGGAAACCAAACUCAAUGAAAGGAAAACUAAACUGGAAGAGGCCCUCAACUUGGCAAUGGAGUUCCACAAUUCCCUCCAAGACUUCAUCAACUGGCUAACCCAGGCUGAACAGACCCUAAAUGUAGCUUCUCGGCCAAGUCUUAUCUUGGACACAGUCUUGUUUCAAAUCGAUGAACACAAGGUCUUCGCCAAUGAAGUAAAUUCUCACCGUGAGCAGAUAAUAGAGCUGGACAAAACUGGGACCCACCUGAAGUAUUUCAGUCAGAAACAAGAUGUUGUCCUAAUUAAGAAUCUACUGAUCAGUGUACAAAGUCGGUGGGAAAAAGUGGUUCAGCGUUUAGUAGAAAGAGGGAGAUCUUUGGAUGAUGCAAGGAAAAGAGCCAAGCAGUUCCAUGAAGCUUGGAGUAAACUUAUGGAGUGGCUAGAGGAGUCAGAGAAGUCUUUGGAUUCUGAACUGGAGAUUGCCAAUGAUCCAGACAAGAUAAAAACACAGCUUGCACAGCAUAAGGAGUUUCAGAAAUCACUCGGAGCCAAGCAUUCUGUCUAUGACACCACCAACAGAACGGGACGUUCUCUGAAGGAGAAAACCUCCCUGGCUGAUGACAACCUGAAACUGGAUGACAUGCUGAGUGAACUCAGAGACAAAUGGGAUACCAUCUGUGGAAAAUCUGUGGAAAGACAAAACAAACUGGAGGAAGCCCUGUUAUUUUCUGGACAAUUCACCGAUGCCUUGCAGGCCCUCAUUGAUUGGCUGUAUAGAGUUGAACCCCAGCUGGCAGAAGACCAGCCUGUCCAUGGAGACAUUGAUUUAGUGAUGAAUCUGAUCGAUAAUCACAAGGCUUUCCAGAAAGAACUGGGGAAGAGGACCAGCAGCGUGCAGGCCCUGAAGCGCUCGGCACGAGAGCUCAUAGAGGGCAGCCGAGACGACUCCUCCUGGGUCAAGGUCCAGAUGCAGGAACUAAGCACACGCUGGGAGACUGUGUGUGCACUUUCUAUAUCAAAGCAGACCCGAUUGGAAGCAGCCCUGCGUCAGGCAGAGGAAUUUCACUCGGUGGUGCAUGCCCUCCUGGAGUGGCUGGCCGAGGCGGAGCAAACCCUUCGUUUCCAUGGCGCUCUCCCAGAUGAUGAGGAUGCUCUUCGGACUCUCAUUGAUCAGCAUAAAGAAUUCAUGAAGAAACUGGAAGAAAAAAGAGCCGCACUGAAUAAAGCUACCAGCAUGGGAGAUGCUGUUUUGGCCAUGUGCCAUCCUGACUCCAUCACUACCAUUAAGCACUGGAUAACCAUCAUCCGGGCCAGGUUUGAGGAGGUGUUGGCCUGGGCAAAGCAGCAUCAACAGAGAUUAGCAAGUGCUCUGGCUGGGCUCAUUGCUAAACAGGAAUUGUUGGAAGCUUUGCUGGCUUGGCUGCAAUGGGCUGAAACCACGUUGAGUGAUAAGGACAAGGAAGUCAUCCCCCAGGAAAUCGAAGAGGUGAAAGCCCUCAUUGCAGAGCACCAGACCUUCAUGGAGGAAAUGACCAGAAAACAACCUGAUGUGGAUAAAGUUACCAAGACCUACAAGAGGAGGGCAGCUGAUCCUGCCUCAUUACAGUCCCAUAUUCCAGUCCUGGAUAAGGGACGAGCAGGAAGAAAGCGCUUCCCAGCAUCAAGCUUAUAUCCCUCUGGAUCACAGACACAAAUCGAAACCAAGAAUCCCAGGGUCAACUUGUUGGUGAGCAAAUGGCAGCAAGUUUGGCUCCUCGCACUGGAAAGAAGGAGGAAGCUUAAUGAUGCCUUGGACAGACUGGAAGAGCUGAGGGAGUUUGCUAACUUUGAUUUUGAUAUCUGGCGCAAAAAAUACAUGAGAUGGAUGAAUCAUAAGAAAUCUCGAGUGAUGGACUUCUUCAGGAGAAUUGAUAAAGAUCAGGAUGGGAAAAUAACCCGACAAGAAUUUAUUGAUGGAAUUCUUUCCUCAAAGUUUCCAACCAGCCGCCUGGAGAUGAGCGCAGUUGCAGACAUCUUUGACCGAGACGGCGAUGGAUACAUUGACUACUAUGAGUUUGUAGCGGCCCUUCAUCCGAAUAAAGACGCAUAUAAACCUGUCACUGACGCCGACAAAAUCGAGGAUGAGGUGACAAGACAAGUAGCUAAGUGUAAAUGUGCAAAACGAUUUCAAGUUGAACAGAUCGGAGAUAACAAAUACAGGUUCUUCCUGGGAAAUCAGUUUGGGGACUCCCAGCAGCUGAGGCUCGUUCGAAUCCUACGAAGUACCGUAAUGGUUCGUGUUGGAGGCGGAUGGAUGGCACUUGAUGAGUUCUUGGUGAAAAAUGAUCCUUGCAGGGUUCAUCAUCAUGGGAGUAAAAUGUUACGUUCGGAAUCAAACUCUUCAAUUACUACUACUCAGCCUACUAUAGCCAAAGGAAGGACAAACAUGGAACUUCGGGAGAAGUUCAUUUUAGCAGAUGGUGCCAGUCAGGGUAUGGCAGCCUUCCGGCCCCGGGGCCGAAGAUCGCGGCCUUCGUCAAGAGGAGCUUCACCCAACCGCUCAACGUCUGUGUCCAGUCAGGCUGGCCAGGCAGCCUCUCCACAGGUCCCUGCCACCAGCACACCCAAGAUUCUCCAUCCUUUAACACGCAAUUAUGGUAAACCAUGGUUGACAAACAGCAAAAUGUCAACUCCUUGUAAACCAGCAGAGUGCUCAGACUUUUCCGUGCCGUCUGCAGAGGGAACACCAAUACAAGGAAGCAAGCUUCGACUUCCAGGAUAUUUAUCAGGGAAAGGCUUCCACUCUGGGGACGACAGUGGCUUGAUAACCACCGCAGCCGCCAGAGUCCGAACACAGUUUGCUGAUCCCAAGAAGACUCCUAGCCGACCAGGAAGCCGAGCCGGAAGCAAAGCUGGCAGCAGGGCCAGCAGCCGCCGAGGCAGUGAUGCGUCAGACUUUGACAUUUCGGAAAUCCAGUCUGUGUGCUCAGACGUGGAGACUGUCCCCCAGACACACAGGCCUACGCCCCGAGCAGGUUCUCGGCCAUCCACAGCCAAGCCUUCCAAAAUCCCCACGCCCCAGAGGAAAUCACCUGCCAGCAAAUUGGACAAGUCCUCAAAGAGAUAGUGCAAUUGGUUCCACCGCGGCCCUUCCUUGAGCGUUUAUUAUUUAAGUUUGAAAGAUGUAAAAUAUGAUGUAGAAAUUAUUGUGAAAUAAUUGCAAGGAGUUGAGUUUAAAAUUCUGCAGAUGGCCUUAUUUGUGUAUUUGUCUUCUUAUUUUAUCUGUAUAAUUUCUUGUCAGAUAUUCUGGGGAUUAAAGUCACAUCAUAUGUGAGGGGGAGGAAAGAGUCUAACAUGCACUAACAUUUCCGCACUGUAAGGUGUGGAGCACACACUAGAAUCGGUGACUGUACCUACAGGUAAGUCCUCAUCCUCUCCGACAGCCACAGCACGACAGCCGCAGCUAACGUUAAGGAUACCUCAUGACAUUUUCUUGCUUUUGUAGACACUCUGAGAAGCCAAAAGACACACACCGGGCAUACAUUUUGAGAUCAUUAAAAUGUAAACUAAAAGGGGGAGGGCAGACAGACGAACACAACCACGUACAGUUCUUUAAGCAGUGUCUGACAGAGAACUCACAGGAAGUUACUUUAGGCACUUGCCAGUGCUAUGACAUUCAAGAACCUUACAGCAUUUCUGUGCCAUCGCUUCACAUGAGGCCAGAGGUGUCCCGGAUAUUAGACCUAUUAUACUGUAAGAAUAUAAUUAUAAAGUGCAUUCAUAUAAAUGUGAGGUUUUCUUUUGCUUGAGUGGACAGUAGCACCUGUAUCAUUGAACUCAUUUUGUAUCAAAGCAAUUUUGCUUGCAGAAAGCUAUGAAAUAAAACAUGUCCCUUAACUACAUUGCUAUGGAAUUAAUUUUUUUCCCCAGGGAAAAUCCGUGUAUUUUUUUAUGAGCAAUAUCAAUUUGGAGUGACCAAAAGAUACUUAAAAAUGGGUUUAUUUUGAUUUCUCAUCUGAAAUAAUCAUGUUCUGGUAUUAUAUCUAUAUUUAAUAAAUAUAUACAUUUUAAUUUAUUAUGUAUACUCACAUACUAUAGAAAGAUAUUAGUAUGCAUUUAAUAAAACCUAUUCACUUGAA